Messenger RNA from Cucurbita pepo subsp. pepo (vegetable marrow), 2331 nucleotides. The record is from RefSeq and is a predicted model, not a curated record. Lineage: Eukaryota; Viridiplantae; Streptophyta; Magnoliopsida; Cucurbitales; Cucurbitaceae.
UUUUUGUCUUGGUACAAACUGAAAUCUCUUUAUCUUUGUGCUUGUUCAUGCUCAUUUUUGAACAAGGAAGAGAUUUGAAAGAUCAAAGGUAGAUUGAAGGGGAAGGAGUAGUUUGAAUCUGGUGCAGGGCUUUGCAACUGCAAUAGGGAGCAUUAUUUGUUCUAGUUUCUGUGUUUUGUUUCUUUGAACAUUGUUUUUUUGUUGCUGUUGUUUUUGUUUUGAUCUCCAAGAAUACGCGGUGGGAGUGUUGUUGUUGUAUUGAUCCGUUGUUGUUGGUUUUUAUGGGAACUCCACCAGCAGAGGAGCUUCUGAGGAAGAUCCAAGAGCUGGAGGAGGGUCAAGCCCAUCUCAAGAAGGAAAUGUCCAAAUUUCUUCUCUCUGGAACUUCCGCUGACUCGAACUCUGACCACCAAAUCCAGUAUCAUCAUCAUCACCAUCAGCGUUCUCAAUCGAUAUCGCCUCAGCGCUCUAGAUUUGCUGCGGCUCAGAGGAGAGGUGGCGCUGCUGGAGGUUCAGACAGCGCCGCGGCGGCGUGGAAGAAAGGCUCUUCCUCGUUUCGGCAUUCUUCUCCACUUCAGAGGGAGAGUAGGACUUGUGAACCCUCGAAUGCCGCCGCCGGAGUCGGAACCAGCGGCGGCUCUGGCCCCGCCGCCGUUAAUUUCACCAACAAACAGUAUCUCAAUAUCUUGCAGUCAAUGGGACAGUCUGUUCAUAUUUUAGACCUAAAUUAUCGCAUAAUUUACUGGAACCGAGCUGCUGAAAUCGUGUAUGGAUAUUCUGCGGCGGAGGCUCUCGGCCAGGAUGGCAUUGCGCUUCUAGUAGACUCUGAGGACUUUGCCUUUGCAAAUGAUGUAAUUCUUCGUGUUAUGGCGGGUAAGCAUUGGACUGGUCACUUCCCUGUGAAGAACAAGAUGGGGCAGAAGUUUAUAGUUGUUGCCACCGACACUCCCUUCUACGAUGAUGGUGUAUUGGUCGGGAUCAUCUGUAUAUCGAGCGACUCACGGCCAUUUCAAGAGUUGAAGAUUCCUUUAGCAGCAGGUUCUAAACAGCAGGAUGCAGAUUCAAGCAUUGUCCGAUCAAGAAGCACGGUUUCAACUAAACUUGGUCUUGAUCCUCAGCAGCCUCUGCAAGUAGCAAUUGCUUCAAAGUUAUCAAACUUGGCAUCAAAGGUAAGCAACAAAGUCAAGUCCAAAAUUCGAACUGGAGAAAACAGCUUGGAUCGUGAAGGUGGAAGCGGAGAUGGUUAUCACUCUGAUCAUGGCUUUCCAGAUGCAACUCUUCGUGACCAUCGGGAGGACGCAAAUUCAAGUGGAGCUAGCACACCUCGUGGAGAUUCCACGACGCAUGGUGAGUUUUCCCAGGUUGAAGAGCAAUUAUCUGGCAAACAGGUCAGGAAUCAUGAUGAUGAGGUUAAAGGAAAGCCUACCAUUCAGAAGAUGUUAUCCUCAAAAGCAGAAGAGUGGAUUGCUAAGAAGGGCUUAUCGUGGCCGUGGAAAGGGACCGAGCAGGAAGGAGGAUCUGAAGCAAGGGCAGGCCGUUUUGCCUGGCCUUGGUUACAAAAUGAUCAAGAAGUUGAACCAGCAAAUCAUAAGAGUUGCUCUUCAUCUGGGAGACCAGAAAUGCAGCAAAACGACGGUCAUCGAGCAGCCAAUAACGAGGCCUCGGGAUCCUGGUCAUCGUUCAAUGUUAACAGCACAAGCAGUGCCAGUAGCUGUGGAAGUACCAGUAGUAGUGCUGUCAACAAGGUCGACUCGGAAACAGACUGCUUGGAUUUUGAAAUCUUGUGGGAAGACCUUACUAUUGGAGAGCAAAUAGGGCAAGGUUCUUGUGGAACUGUCUAUCAUGCGCUGUGGUAUGGAUCAGACGUUGCCGUUAAAGUGUUCUCCAAACAAGAGUAUUCAGAUGAUGUGAUUCUCUCCUUCAGACAGGAGGUAUCCCUGAUGAAAAAACUCCGACACCCGAACAUUCUUCUCUUUAUGGGAGUUGUGACUUCGCCUCAGCGUCUUUGCAUAGUCACGGAAUUCCUCCCACGAGGAAGUUUGCUAGUCAAUUACAGGCAGCUCGUUUUGGUGGAGAUAAUAACCCUCAAAAGGAAACAUAAAACCCCAAAAGAGACUUGAAAAGGUUCUUAUAAGUGGUUGAUAGUUGGUGAGAGCAGAGCAUAGGUUUAAAGGACUUCCCCUCCCAUUAUGGUAAUGUAUGGUUUGCCAUUGGAGAAACCAAAAAGACUUCUCAGAGUGGCAGUGUCUCUUAUCAGCUGGGCCGAGCUUCAUGGUGGUGGUGGUGGUGGUGAUGGGUGGGUGGUGUCUUUUUUUUUUCUUCCCCUUCUUU